Molecule: messenger RNA, 2372 nt
Organism: Lepisosteus oculatus (spotted gar)
Lineage: Eukaryota; Metazoa; Chordata; Actinopteri; Semionotiformes; Lepisosteidae
Gene: slc3a1
Product: solute carrier family 3 member 1
Biological process (GO): carbohydrate metabolic process; amino acid transport
Source: RefSeq, a predicted model, not a curated record
AUACCUUAUGCGAGGGCUGGUCUGCACUCUGGACUCUGCAGUCCACAAGAGCGGUCAAGGGUGAAGUAGUAUUAACUGCAUGUGAGUUUCGUGGCACUUCUCAGAACCGGAGCUUCUUGCACGUUGAUUUUCACAGCUAUGUCUAAAGAGGACCUGAACGGCAGCGUUAUAGAGCUGAAAGGAGGACUCGAAAAUGCUGGGUUCGAAGAGUAUGGGGAAGGGAGCCAACAGCAGGACCCCAGCGCGCCGGCUAUCGCGUUGUCGCCGGGGGUGCAGGAGGGUGACUAUACCCAGAUCAGACCUUACGCAGGCAUGCCCAAGGAGGUCCUGCUGCGGUACUCGAGCCAGGCGCGCUACCGCCUGCCCCGCGAGCUCCUGUUCUGGCUGAGCGUGCUGUGCACCGUGGCGCUGGUGACGCUCACCGUCACUGUCGUCGCGCUGUCCCCACGGUGCCUGAGCUGGUGGCAGCUGUCGCCCGUGUACCAGAUCUACCCGCGGUCCUUCCAAGACUCGGACAACGACGGCGUCGGAGACCUGAAAGGUAUUCAGAGCAGACUGGACUACUUCCAGUACCUCAACGUGAAGGCAAUCUGGAUCAGCCCGUUCUACAAGUCGCCCAUGAAGGACUUCGGUUAUGAUGUGGAGGACUUCAGGGCCAUUGACCCCAUUUUUGGGAACAUGGAAGAUUUUGAAGAUCUGCUUGCUUCAAUGCAUGACAAGGGCCUAAAACUGAUCAUGGACUUCAUUCCCAACCACACCAGCGACAAGCAUAUUUGGUUUCAGAUGAGUCGAAAUGGGACAGAGAAGUACAAGGAUUACUAUAUCUGGCACGACUGUCAGAACACAUCCAAUGGAACUAUUUAUCCUAACAACUGGGUGAGCGUGUUUGGAAACUCAGCAUGGGAGUAUGAUCCAAUGCGGAACCAGUGCUAUCUCCAUCAGUUCCUGAAAGAGCAACCGGAUUUGAACUAUCGGAACCCUGAGGUGAUGAAAGAAAUGAUGGAUGUGAUCCGGUUUUGGCUGGAAAAAGGGGUGGAUGGAUUCCGAGUGGACGCCGUGAAGCACCUGCUGGAAGCUCAACACUUGAGGAAUGAACCUCAGGUGAACUCGGAUCAACCCCCUGAGAACAUCAGCUCACACGUUGAGCUUUAUCAUGACUAUACAACGACUCAGCUGGGGCUGCAUACCAUCCUGCAAGAGUGGCGUGCCUUGAUGGAUGAGUACAGCAGAGAGCCAGGCCGCUACAGGUUUAUGGUGACAGAGUCCUAUGAUGAAGGAGAGAUUGACAAGUCUAUGAUGUACUAUGGAACCCCUCUUGUAAAAGAAGCCGAUUUCCCUUUUAACUUCUACCUCAUUGAUCUUCCUGACAACCUGUCUGGUAAUGGUGCCUUCAAACUCGUGGAUUUAUGGAUGUCUAAUAUGCCAAAAGGAAAAUGGCCAAACUGGGUGGUUGGAAAUCAUGAUAAGAGUCGAAUAUUGUCACGCACAGGGAAGGAAUACAUCAAUGUUAUCAAUAUGCUCCUCCUCACUCUGCCUGGUACUCCCACUACAUAUUAUGGCGAGGAGAUUGGUAUGGAAAACAUCAACGUGUCUGUCAGUGAGAUUCAAGACCCAUUAGGGAAGUUCAAUAUAAGUGAGAACCGCGACCCAGCGAGGUCACCGAUGCAGUGGGACAGCACUGAGAAUGCUGGGUUCAGCAAGAACAAAACCUGGCUUUCAGUUCACCCGGACUACGUCACUGUAAAUGUAGAGGCGCAGAAGGCGGAGAGCUGGUCCGUCCUGCAGCAGUACCGUGCCCUGAGCUUCCUGCGCGAGAGCGAGCUCCCCUUGCACCGGGGCUGGACCUGCUUUGUGCUGAGCAGCCGAGACAUCUUCGCCUUCGUCAGGGAGCUGGACGGCUACCCCCGAGCCUUCCUCAUCGUGCUCAACCUCGCCAACCGCACCACCACGGACCUGGCCUCCGUGCUGCCGGAUCUCCCAGCGCAGCUCAGCGUGCGGAUGAGCACCCGCGACUCGGCCGCCGGCCAGAGUCGGCAAGCAGCCCGUCUUGAAACGGAGCGGGGGGAGGGGCUGGUGCUGGAGUACACGGCCACCCGCCUCGUCCACAACAGCCCCGCCUUCCAGGACAAGUGCUUUGUCUCGGAGAAAGCCUGCUACCAAAGCACACUGGGCAUCCUGUACAAGAACUGCUGACAGAACGUAUGACUUGUGUGGAAACCCAUAUGGACGGGGUUUGACAAUCACAGAGUCUUGAAGGAUUUGCUAAGCAUAACAGUUUUUCUGCCUCUUUGAUCAGAUUGUUUUUAGAACAAUGCUUUAUAAUCUGUUCGCUUUCCAAUUAAAUAGGUGCAAGUAAAAAAAAUCCUUCUUUU